GUUUUACACAAAAAAAAAAGUAGUUAACUGGAGUUGUUUGUUACAAUUAGCCCAGUCAAUCAUCUCAAUGGACUCCACAGAGCUGUCUCUGAGCGUAACCUACCGACGCUUUCAAGUGAAUCGAAAAACAAAUGAACCACGAUUCGCCGCUUGGUUAGGUAAGAAAAGAAAACGUGUUUGUUCACUUAGUGACUCUUCCUUUACCUUGGGAAAUCCAAGGUAAGGGUGAAAGCCGACGAGAUGACACACGUGCAAACGGAAAAUCCGUACUCUUCCCCCUCUCGAAAGAUUUGAGAAAAAAGAAAAUUUGAGAGGAAGGAUUACUUUACGACCCAUCAUUAACAGAAAUGACGUAAUGGCCAAAAAGCUUUGCUUACCUGUUCUGUAUGCGAUGUGACGUGUAGGAAUAACAAUCAACUUCAAGAGUGCCUUACGAUAACUGCCUUUUAUCUAAAAGAUAUUACAAUGGAGCCUACCUGUGGUUUCCGGGGACAUACGCAAGGUGACUUGAAUCUUGUGAAAUUCAGACAGGUCUUGCAGACCAGUUUCUUCUCAAGCAGUGCAUCAUAAAACUAUGUGUUCUAUUUCAUUAUCUACAUUCACUGAAAAAAAAAGAAACCAUCAGAUCGUUAUAUCAAAAUUGAAGUUCCGACUACAUCUGACAUUGAUAACACAAGAUGUCAACUAUGGCCGCUACAUGUUCCAUAUCGCGUACUGAGAAGAAGGGCCAGUUCCGAUGUUGUUGCAUAGCUGCAGCUCUUGGAUAACGAGAGACGGUUGACGUACGCAACUCACAACUCCACGCCGGUGAAUCUUAUCAUGUCAAAGUGAAGACAUUUUCCAUUUCUUCGCUGACCACUGUACGUCAUUUCGAUUGAACAUUUCGACAACGAACUUGAAAUAGAUUCCAGCAAAUCUUCGCUUCGUUUUGGACAGGGACUGCUCUACGAAAAACUAUAAAAGCCAGGUGAACCAAUAACAGACCAUCAGAUGUUAGAUAACAUUAGUUGAACAUAGGUUGUCUGAUUCGUGUGGAUUGUGAACAUACAUUUUCGUUGCUGACCUCGUACGAAUAUCCAGGAUGUUGCUAUUAGUCAUCCUAAUGAUUUUAUUAUGGGCCGGAAUGUGCGAGUUAUCUGGCCCAACCUACGGAUUUAAUGGCGAUCGUUUAACAUUUGUCCUCUUUCACAAUCCGCCGUACUCGACGGUGAUUUUUCGUCCCGAUGGAAACUACUCGUACACCGGAACUGGCCCAUUAUGGCAAACGUGGAUGACUAAGAAACUCAAUUUUACCAUUAAGUACAUGAUGCUUAAUCAAAGCACCAUCCAGCAAAGCGGAAUGUCCGAUUUCGAUUUGGCUAUUCAUCUUGUGUCUAGUAAAAAAGUGGACGUCUAUUCCAACGGUGUAGUUGCCACUCCGGAACGAAAACAAAUAGUGGAUUUGACUUAUUUUAUUUGGACGGAACCCUAUUCGAUGGUCGUCCCUCAACCAGAAGAAGAAUCGCGAAUUUUUGCUUUCAUUUAUCCCUAUCAACCAACGGUAUGGCUACUGAUUGUCAUUGCCAUGAUCGCGAUGGUGCUCUUCAUGACUUUAAUUUCAGUCCUAUACGUGAAAAUUACUGACAAUGGCACACCUGUUUUAUCAGAACAUCGAAAAACUGCGUUUGAGUACGCAAACGACUACACGAUGCACAUUUUCAGCUUGAUAACCAAUCAAGGAGCUUAUAUUGCUGUCACCCGUUUCAUGUCUCUUCGGGUUCUUAUGGGAGUGUGGGUGUUGAUGGCCACUGUUUUGGUGAACGUUUACUCGAGCACUGUCAUCUCGUACCUGACAGUUCCCCGAACAAAACCGCCUAUCAAUACAUUCGAAGAUUUGGCCGCCAGCCCAGAUGUUGGCAUUCUUCUGCGUACUGAAGCUCUGAUUACGCAGUACGUCUUGACAGCCAAAACAGGGGCUCUGAAGACAAUAGGCGAUCAUGCCCGUCGUCAUCCGGACAGUUUAUGGACGGACCAAGAGAAAUUGAGUCGUCGUUUAGCAACUGGACAUUAUGCCUAUCCUUGGGUUCAAACAUUUUGCGAAUUCUUUAUCGUCAACCAAUUCAAAAAGGAUAGCGCUUGUCGUUUUCGAAUGACCGAUCCUUUACCCUUUCAGUCUGCCUUCUUCUCGAUAGCGCUGCAGAAGAACAGCAAGUACACUCCAGCAUUCAACAAAGCUUUGAUGGAGCUAUGGGAAAGCGGGCUGUUUCCUUACUGGAUGCGUAACGCCUUACCGCGGGCUCCGAAGUGCUUCGCUAGAACUAAACCACGAACGAUAUCGACUCAAAAAAUGCCCAUUCGUUUAGAUGAUUUACUCGGAGUUUUUUUUAUUUUCGGUAUUGGUUUGGGAUUGGCAAUAUUGUCCAUUUUUAUCGAGAAAAUUGUUUCCUGCGGAAUCCGUCGGAUGGCAGCGGCUGGCGAAUGCUGAGCGGUCACGUUUUCAAACUUCUUUUCAUAAGCUAUACGCCUAUAUCUUUGUGGUUAUAAUGUCCUUAUCCGUCGAAUUGCGUCCGUUAGUUAAUACGUAAAUACCCAAUGU
This is a messenger RNA of Daphnia carinata, 2575 nucleotides long. RefSeq names its product glutamate receptor ionotropic, delta-1-like. Gene Ontology annotation, molecular function: ligand-gated monoatomic ion channel activity. Bases 1082 to 2464 code for a protein of 460 amino acids. The record is from RefSeq and is a predicted model, not a curated record. Gene Ontology annotation, cellular component: membrane. The transcript is spliced from 11 exons. Lineage: Eukaryota; Metazoa; Arthropoda; Branchiopoda; Diplostraca; Daphniidae.